CUCAUUGUCAGGAUGGCUGCUCUCACUCUGCUUCUCAGCCUCACCUCAGGGCUCGUUACCAUGGCAACGGCAGAGCAGGGGCUCACCUGCCGGCAGGAGAUUCCCACCGGGCUGAUCCGAGACCUGUGGAAUCGGACCAAAGUGCUGAUCAAUAAACUGCCGAAGGAAGAAAACGUCUCCAGGCGACUGAGGCUGUUGCCCAAGUUCUGCACCAAAUGUCCCGAGCGUGUGGUCGGCUGGCUCGAGAUGCGGGAACUGAUUGACAUCUACCAGAGGAGCGUGUUCAGCAGAGAGGUUGUCCAGAAGCUCCUCCCCCUCCAUUACAAUGACCUGCUGUAUCGACUGCAGCACACACUGCAGCGCUGCGUUUAUUCCUCUAAACCUUCAAAAUGGCUCAAAAUCAUCACCAAACUGGAGAGGAAAAUUAAAAAGGAGCUGAAGGAGCCAGAGAUUGGCAGCAAUCCUCUCUUCAGAUCUGUCAUCAGGAGCAUCAGCACCUCCUGCCAGAGAAAAGAACAAGUACAGCUGAUGAAUGCCACUCUGGACAUCUACACACACAUCUUCUCUAGCAUCCUGCAGCACAGCCACCACCAGCACCAUGACAGGACCCAUGUCCCAGCUCUGCUGGACCAGCUGAAAGAACCCAAAAAGUCUCAGGUGGUGUCGGCUCUGACCGAGCUCCGGGACAAGAUGGAGAAGCUGAAGAAGCACCUGGGCCGCCUGGACCACCAGAACCUUGACCAGGAGAAUGUGCUCAGUGACCUGAAAAAAAUCAUGGUGGACGACCCUGUCGAUCAGAGAAAGGCUCUGGCUCAGUUCAGAGAGGUCUACCAAGCUGCUGCUGUGGUGGCGUCCCGCGGCUGUGGCUCCACCCGUUAAUCAAGAUGAAGCAAGGUGCUGGGAAUCGGUUUCCAUGGCAACUAAUCCUUCUCAUUAGCUAAUCUAAUUUAGUUGAUUUUCCUGUGUUUAACUUCAUUAGGAAAUGUAACUUUUUUUUGUCAGAUAUUGUUUUUAUUUACAACUGGCUUCAGGUGGAUGAAGCUUCCAUGUCGACAUCUUAUUACAGUUGCACAUUUAUUUUAUUUCUCACUCCAGUUCUCCAAUUAACUCUGUUGUAUUUAUUUUAAUUUAAUA
Messenger RNA from Monopterus albus (swamp eel), 1134 nucleotides. RefSeq lists its product as uncharacterized. The record is from RefSeq and is a predicted model, not a curated record. Lineage: Eukaryota; Metazoa; Chordata; Actinopteri; Synbranchiformes; Synbranchidae. The transcript is spliced from 7 exons. Bases 13 to 879 code for a protein of 288 amino acids.